UGAGAUGGGUACCACUAUGAUUUUAACAUGCUUACUCUUGCUAGGUCCAGCAGUUCUGGAGGCAAAAACAGCUCCGUAUGUCCAGCUGGUGAACGGAAGGCACCCAUGCGAAGGUCGUGUUGAGAUCUAUUACAGAGGACAGUCGGGGACAGUUUGUGAUGACUUCUGGGACCUCGCAGAUGCCCAGGUUGUGUGCAGGCAGCUGGGAUGUGGCAAGGCCAUUGCAGCUCUAGGAAGUGCCUACUUUGGGCAAGGCUCGGGUCCCAUCGUGCUGGACAACGUGAGGUGCAGCGGAGAUGAGGUGUCCUUGCUGCGCUGCAAUCACACGGGAUGGAGGAUCCACAACUGUGAUCACAAUGAAGAUGCUUCUGUUGUCUGUUCAGACGACUCUGAUCUAACACCAACAGAUACAACAGCCUCAACACUGGAGACAACCUCCAUAGAAGGGACAACAUUCACACAAUCAACAUCUCUGAGAGAGACAUCAGUGUCAGCAUCAACAGUCCUCCCGGAGGAGAAGGCAUUCCUGAGGGAGAUGGCCACAACUGAAUUAACAACCAACACAGGGGAGGUGACACCCCCACUGCAGACAGCCACCACGGUGCCAUCAACCCCCAGAGAAGAGACACCCUUCCUACUGGAGAUGGCCACCACAGUGCCAAUGACAACCUUAGAGGUUACAACCAACACAAGGCUAAUGACAUCCCCAGGAGAGAUGUCCACUUCACCAGAGUUGGCAAUGUCAUCCACUGCCCUACCACUGCCUGAUAUGAUCACCACAGUGAGAUCAGACACCAAAGCAGACGAGGGCAAAACAGUAAUGAGCUCCUUAGCAGACACAUCCAGCCCAAUAUAUCCUUCCACCACAGCACCAUCCAGUGCCACACCAGAGGUGUCCACCUCAGCAGAGAUGUCCACAUCCACAAAGAUGAUAACCUCACCAUUGAUUACCACCUCAGAGGAAACAACUGUGGGAGGAGAGGGGAGCACACCAGGUAACCCUGUCAUCUCUUGCUCACUGGUCUUCUUAGUGCUCCUCAACUUUUAACUGAGUAAC
Parus major (Great Tit) is the source of this 1057-nucleotide messenger RNA. RefSeq names its product soluble scavenger receptor cysteine-rich domain-containing protein SSC5D-like. Gene Ontology annotation, cellular component: membrane. The transcript has 4 exons. The record is from RefSeq and is a predicted model, not a curated record. Bases 5 to 1048 code for a protein of 347 amino acids. NCBI's taxonomy places the organism in Eukaryota, Metazoa, Chordata, Aves, Passeriformes, Paridae.